GACAACUAACGUGUGGCAAUCACAUUCCUCGUCCUCUAUAACACCCAAGACUCAACCUCCAGACUCUAAUUCCAUAGAGUCGAUCAUCGAUAUAACAACCCAAAAGAGGCCUACCGCAGCCCCACACAACUACACCUUUUCGACCACAGGCAUCUUGCCACUCAUAGAUUAAAACUUCGAUUCAUAUCGCUCAAACUCGCCAUGUUCUCUGUCGCUCGAACACUCCGUGCCUCCAAGGCCUUGCCUUUGCGAAAUGCGGCCAGGGUCAUUCCCUCGGUUCAAACUCGAUAUGCUAGUUCCAAGCCCGAGACCAUCAUCGGUAUCGAUCUCGGUACUACCUUCUCGUGUGUAUCCAUCAUGGAGGGUCAGACUCCUCGAGUCAUCGAGAACGCCGAGGGUGGUCGUACUACCCCCUCCGUUGUCGCUUUCACCAAGGACGGCGAGCGUCUGGUCGGACAGCCGGCCAAGCGUCAAGCCGUCGUCAACCCCGAGAACACCCUUUUCGCUACCAAGCGACUUAUCGGACGAAAGUUCAAGGACGCCGAAGUUCAGAAGGAUCUCGACAACGUUCCUUUCAAGAUCGUAUCGCACUCCAACGGAGACGCUUGGGUCAGGGCUCAGGGCAAGGACUACUCGCCCGCUCAGAUCGGAGCUUUCGUCGUAGGAAAGAUGAGGGAGACCGCCGCUGCCUACCUCGGCAAGCCGGUUAACCAUGCCGUCAUUACCGUUCCGGCCUACUUCAACGAUUCUCAGCGUCAGGCGACCAAGGACGCUGGUGCUAUCGCCGGUCUUGAAGUGCUCCGAGUGAUCAACGAGCCUACUGCUGCCGCUCUCGCUUACGGUCUCGACAAGUCCGACAGCUCUAUCAUCGCCGUCUACGACUUGGGCGGUGGAACCUUCGACGUGUCCAUCCUGGAGAUGCAAAAGGGAGUCUUCGAGGUCAAAUCGACUAACGGAGACACCCACCUCGGUGGUGAGGAUUUCGAUAUCACCCUCGCCAACCACCUCGUUAGCGAGUUCAAGAAGGCCGAGGGGAUUGACCUCUCCAAGGACAGGAUGGCUAUCCAGCGAAUCCGAGAGGCCGCUGAGCGAGCCAAGAUCGAGCUUUCAUCCACUUCCCAGACCGACAUCUCCUUGCCUUACAUCACCGCCACUGCCGACGGCCCCAAGCACAUCAACACCACCUUCUCCCGAGCCAAGUUCGAGGCUCUUGUCAAGCCCUUGGUUGACAGGACCAUCGACCCUUGCAAGAAGGCUUUGGCUGAUGCAGGUGUCAAGCCCAACGAGAUCAACGAUGUCAUUCUGGUCGGAGGAAUGAGCCGAAUGCCCAAGGUCAUUGAGACCGUCAAGGGUUUGUUCGGACGGGACCCUAGCAAGGGUGUCAACCCCGACGAGGCCGUCGCCAUCGGUGCCUCCAUUCAGGCCGGUGUUUUGAGCGGAUCCGUUCAGGACAUUCUGCUUCUUGAUGUCACCCCCUUGUCUCUCGGAAUCGAGACCUUGGGAGGAGUGUUCACUCGAUUGAUCAACAGGAACACGACCAUCCCCACCAAGAAGAGUCAGACCUUCUCAACUGCCGCCGACGGUCAGAGCGCCAUCGACGUCAAGGUCUACCAGGGUGAACGUGCACUCGUCAGGGACAACAAGCUUUUGGGCAACUUCGUCCUGAGCGGGCUGCCUCCUGUCGCUCGAGGUGUACCUCAGAUUGCCAUUACCUUCGACAUCGACGCCGAUGGUAUCGUCAAUGUAUCCGCUGUCGACAAGGCUACCAACAAGGAGCAGACCAUGACCAUCACCUCGAGCUCGGGUCUUUCCGACUCUGAGAUCGAGCGAAUGGUUCAGGAGUCCGAGAAGUUUGCCGAGGCCGACAAGGCCAAGCAGGCUGUCAUCGAGCAGUCCAACAAGGCCGAGGGAUUCACGCAGGAGAUCGAGAAGAACUUGCAGGAGUUUGAGGCUCAGCUCGACGCCACUGAGAAGGAGACCGUCAAGAAGCUGGUAGCAGAGCUCCGUGAGAUGGCUGCUGCUGGUUUGAGGGGAGACGACAUUACCCCCGAGGCAUUGAAGGAGAAGUACGACGAGACCCAACAAGCCUCUCUUGGUCUGUUCAAGAAGGUUUACGAACAGCGAGCCGCCAACGCCAACGCCGAAUCUGAGCCUUCGUCCAGCGAGUCCACUGACGGCGAGAAGAAGAACUAGACAAUUUAGAAAAGAUGCAUCGACACCACCCACGACAGGCUGUGACCAUUGUACAUAUAAUAUCAAGAUGACAACAUUUCUCAAAUAGCAAACAGUCGAGCAGUUCAGUAACGAUGAUGUUGACAAGCCGUGGUGCUAGCGCG
This is a messenger RNA of Filobasidium floriforme, 2336 nucleotides long. RefSeq names its product heat shock protein 70 family. Gene Ontology annotation, molecular function: ATP hydrolysis activity; ATP binding; heat shock protein binding. Gene Ontology annotation, biological process: protein refolding; cellular response to unfolded protein. The transcript has 10 exons. Gene Ontology annotation, cellular component: cytoplasm; mitochondrion. The coding region runs from base 202 to 2193 and encodes 663 amino acids. The record is from RefSeq and is a predicted model, not a curated record. Lineage: Eukaryota; Fungi; Basidiomycota; Tremellomycetes; Filobasidiales; Filobasidiaceae.